CUGCUGGAGCCUUUGUCGUGCUCCCAGGACUUCAGCACCCGAGACAGCUCCCAAAACUCUCCAGAACACUGCUCAGCAAGAGGUGCAGAAAUGGAAACCAGAAGUGAGCCCCAGCUCCUUGUGCUCCUGACACUUUUCAGUGUGCUCUUCUCACAGACCCUGGCAUGGCCUCUUUUUGGAGCACCUUCUGCUCUGAGGUUGGGUGACAGAAUACCAUUUGAAGGAGCAAGUGAACCUGACCAAGUUUCAUUUAAAGCAGAUACUGACAUCUUGCAGAAUGCAUUAGCUGAAAAUGACACACCCUAUUACGAUGUAUCCAGAAAUGCCAGACAUGCCGAUGGAGUUUUCACCAGUGACUUUAGCAGACUUUUGGGUCAACUUUCUGCAAAAAAGUACCUUGAGUCCCUUAUUGGCAAACGAGUUAGUGCUAACAUCUCUGAAGACCCUGUACCAAUCAAACGUCACUCAGAUGCAGUCUUCACUGACAACUAUACCCGCCUUAGAAAACAAAUGGCUGUAAAGAAAUACUUGAACUCAAUCUUGAAUGGGAAAAGGAGCAGUGAGGGGGAAUCUCCUGACUUCCCUGAAGAGUUAGAAAACUGA
Molecule: messenger RNA, 603 nt
Organism: Cynocephalus volans (Philippine flying lemur)
Lineage: Eukaryota; Metazoa; Chordata; Mammalia; Dermoptera; Cynocephalidae
Gene: VIP
Product: vasoactive intestinal peptide
Exons: 6
Coding region: 91-603 (170 amino acids)
Biological process (GO): negative regulation of smooth muscle cell proliferation; epinephrine secretion; positive regulation of epinephrine secretion
Cellular component (GO): extracellular region; neuron projection
Molecular function (GO): neuropeptide hormone activity; peptide hormone receptor binding
Source: RefSeq, a predicted model, not a curated record